CUGCUCAUUAGCACAUUCCCAACGGUAGUCAGUAAACCGGAAGUUGUCUAGUUUAGCUCAUUUGCAUGAGAGACAAGAAGACAACAACGGAAAAUGAGAGACAGACUAUGACAAAGGAAUGAAUAUGAAUUCCACACAAAGAUAUGGCUAGUAACGAGCCUAGAAGACAUGUCCAAAAGAUCAGAUUAACAGUGCUGUGUGCAAAGAAUUUGGCAAAGAAAGACUUUUUCCGUCUUCCUGAUCCAUUUUCCAAGAUAAGUGUUGAUGGGUCUGGACAAUGUCAUUCAACAGAUACAUGUAAAAACUCACUAGAUCCAAAAUGGAACCAGCAUUAUGACUUAUAUGUAGGUCCAAAAGACUCCAUAACAAUCAGUGUAUGGAACCACAAAAAAAUCCACAAGAAACAGGGGGCGGGCUUCCUGGGGUGUGUCCAAAUAAAGUCUAACGCUAUCCAGCAGCUAAAAGAUACAGGUUUUCAAAGGUUGGACCUGCAGAGAAACAACGCUGAUGAUAGCGACAAUGUCAGGGGACAGAUUGUCAUCAGUCUCAUUUCGCGGGAUCGGGGAGGAUCGGGAUCAGGGCCUGUGAACACUGAUGCCCCUGCUCUGAUCCCACAGGAUCCCAAUGAACUCCCAGAAGGGUGGGAAGAGCGGCAGACUGCCAGUGGAAGGGUCCACUAUGUCAACCACAUAACCAGGACUACACAGUGGGAAAGGCCCACAAGGCCUGCGACUGAGUCAGUCAGGACCAGUAACUCCAGUAACAGUCUACAGAGUGUGAAUCCUCCCAGUAGUCGAUCCAACAACCGAGCCCCUCCCAACAACAACAACAACAACAACAACAGUAUCAACAACAACGAGGACAAUGACUGCUCCAGUAUCCCACCGUUACCACGGAGACGAUCCACCAGACAUCGCAAUUAUCUCAAUCGCUCUCAGCUUCACAAUGCAAUAGAAUUACCUGAUGGUUAUGAACAAAGAACCACUCAGCAAGGACAAGUCUACUUUUUACACACCAGAACUGGUGUCAGUACAUGGCAUGAUCCCAGAGUCCCAAGGGAUCUGUCCGGAUCAGAAAUCCAGGAUGAGGAGUUAGGGAAUCUGCCUGUGGGGUGGGAGGUUCGCCACACGGGCAGUGGGAGGGUCUACUUCGUGGACCACAAUAACAGAACCACCCAGUUCACAGACCCCCGACUCUCCGCAAACAUCCGCAGACUUCAGACUCGAACGAUAGAGGAGAGUGCACCACCUGUCACUUCAAGAAGAAUCAUUGACAAAGAGAAUGAUUCUCCAGUCCCAAAAUACAAAAGAGAUUUGGUGCAGAAGCUUAAGAUCCUCAAACUUGAGUUACAGAACCUCCAGCCCCAAGGGGGCCACUGCAGAAUGGAGGUGUCCAGGGAGGAAAUAUUUGAGGAUUCCUACAGAACUGUGAUGAAAUUACGAGCCAAAGACCUCAGAAAGAGACUAAUGGUGAAAUUCAAACGAGAGGAGGGACUGGAUUAUGGAGGCGUGGCCAGGGAGUGGCUGUACCUGUUGUCCCAUGAGAUGCUGAACCCUUACUACGGUCUCUUCCAGUACGCUAGAGAUGAUAUUUAUACACUGCAGAUCAAUGCAGACUCGGGAGUCAAUCCUGAACACUUGUCCUAUUUCCAUUUUGUGGGACGAAUCAUUGGUAUAGCAAUAUUCCAUGGUCAUUAUUUGGAUGGGGGCUUCACUUUGCCAUUCUACAAACAGCUACUUGCCAAACCUGUGACUCUGAAUGAUCUAGAGGACGUAGACCCAGAACUCCAUAGGAGUCUGGUCUGGUUACUCGAGAACAACAUAGAGGCAGUGCUAGAUCACACAUUUUCUGUGGAACACAAUUCUUUCGGUAAGGUACAGGAGUAUGAACUGAAGCCUGGCGGAAGACAUGUGGAAGUCACAGAGGAAAACAAAUCAGAAUACGUCAAAUUAUAUGUACAAUGGAGGUUCAUGAGGGGAAUUGAAGCUCAAUUUUUAGCCUUACAAAAAGGUUUUAAUGAAAUAAUUCCUCAACAUUUAUUAAAGCCUUUUGAUGAGAGGGAACUGGAGUUAAUGAUUGGUGGACUUGGAAAGAUUGAUUUGAAUGACUGGAAGGCUCACACGAGGUUAAAACACUGCACAGCAGAGAGUAACAUUGUCAAAUGGUUCUGGCGGUCAGUGGACGAGUUUGACGAUGAGAUGCGGGCCAGGUUACUUCAGUUCGUGACAGGAAGUUCUCGUGUUCCAUUACAAGGCUUUAAAGCCUUACAAGGUUCAACUGGAAAUGCAGGUCCAAGACUGUUCACUAUUCAUCAAGUAGAUGCCAACACUGACAAUCUUCCAAAGGCACACACAUGUUUCAACAGAAUAGACAUACCACCUUAUGAGAAUUAUGAGAAACUGUAUUCUAAGUUAUCUUGUGCAGUAGAGGAGACCUGUGGUUUCGCUGUAGAGUGAUAAAAAUUAUGUGACCUUUAGCUGACCUUCAGGUGGGAAAAUUGUGUGACCUUCAGCUGACAUUCAGGUGGAUUAAAUUGUGUGACCUUUAGCUGACCUUCAGUUGGAUCAAUAUCUGGUGCUGCAUUAUGCGUUGUGAUGGAUCAAACUGACUCAAGUUCAUAGUGUUAUUUAGUUCAAUUUAUGUUGAGUUGAUGUAUUCCUGGUAUCUGUUAUAUUUAAUCAAAUGUAUAUUUUUUUUAGUUUUGUAUGUGUGAAGAUAAUUAUGAUCUCCCAUAGACUUGGUUAUACAAAUCAAAUAUAAAAGAAAAUAUGUCAGCAGUAUUUCAGUUCAGUAUGUAAUUUUGUAUGGAAAUGAAAUAGAUGCACAUUUUUUUAAUUUUACAUGGGGGCCAUUGCAGUAUGAUUUGUACCAGAUAUGAUUGAUUGAUUGAACACAUAGCUUUCUUUUAACAUAAAAAAGGUCAGAAAUCUUCAUUCAUUGAAUUCAUACUAGUCAGACCAUAUUCUUUCCAGAAUCAGUUUACCAAAUGUCCCAAAAAAUUAUAUUUGUAAAAUAUACAACUUUAAUUAUAUGUGUAUAUACUCCCUCAUCUUCAGUUUGUACAGUGUUCAUAGUAUUAUGCACACAUUUCUGAUUUUACUCAUUAAGAAUAAUCUACAUGUACAGAACUUACAUUUGUUGUCACGUCUGGAAACUGUAUCAUACAAACGACUCUGUUCCUGACAGCAAAAUUAAAAGAAAAGUGUGGCAAAUAUGAAAGUUAUACAGUUUUAUUUUGAUAGUGUAUGAUAGUUAAUUUGUGUAAUUGGAAUUGGAACUUACACAUAAUUUUAUAUUGUGAUUGAAAAGCCCAACAUGACAUGAUUUUAAGAAUUUUAUUAUGUAUGUAUUGUUCAAUUUUGCAUGCUGAAGAAAUAGAAACUGUAUUAGAAUGCAGGUUGUGAAAAAGUGUCAAGUGGAAAUUGCAUCAAAAAUGGAUUUAAAUAAAAAAAAUAUAUUAUUAGUACAUCUGUCUGCAAACUAGUUGGUGUAUACAGCAACUCUGAAGUGGUUGUGAAUCUAUCAUCUCAAGAAGUCUUUUUUAUUUUUAAACUUGUUUGAAAAAGAUUGAUAAAAACACUUAUAGAGCAUUUAUAAUUUAAAACAGUGAACAAAAAGAAAAAAAAAAAUAAGCAGGCAGUUUCUUGAAAGGAAAGGGGAGGGUUGAUAUGCUAUGUACCGUCCACAGUUAUUCAUCUAAAUUUUUAAAGCUUAUAAUUGUAAAUUUAUCUCCACAUUAUUUGAAAUAAAACUGUGAUAGAGGCACUUGUAUUCAAAGAAAAAUUUUUCCAGAAAACUUAAAACUGCCAUAUUAUUUCAUGUUUCACUUGAACUGUUUUUGAAUGGGUAUUUUUCUACACAGGAGCAACGUUUCUAACAAUCAUUUUAUACAUCAGUGCUAUUUUUU
This is a messenger RNA of Saccostrea cuccullata (small rock oyster), 3907 nucleotides long. Its product is annotated as E3 ubiquitin-protein ligase SMURF2-like. The coding region runs from base 144 to 2456 and encodes 770 amino acids. Gene Ontology annotation, biological process: protein polyubiquitination; negative regulation of BMP signaling pathway; proteasome-mediated ubiquitin-dependent protein catabolic process. The record is from RefSeq and is a predicted model, not a curated record. The transcript has 18 exons. Gene Ontology annotation, molecular function: ubiquitin protein ligase activity; protein binding. Gene Ontology annotation, cellular component: cytoplasm. Lineage: Eukaryota; Metazoa; Mollusca; Bivalvia; Ostreida; Ostreidae.